GGGAGGAAGCGGCAUCUCUGCAAAGCGGAUCGCGAGCUCCAGGCUCAGGAUGCCCGACUGUGUUCAUGCCGCUCGGAAGGGCUCUCUGCUGCCCUCCACCAUCCAUCUCGCCUUAUGUUUCUUGACAGUUUCACGGGUCGCUGCCGCCGGGCCUGGAUACUUGCUGACUGCACCUUUGACCUUCAGGCCUGGAACAAAUAUGAGUAUUGGCGUAGCUCUGCUGAAGAACAGCCCACCACAUGUUACUGUAAAAGCAGAGGUGGUCUUUGACAACAACACUGUACUAUGGGGGGAAGCUGUAUUUCAAAGAGAUUCGUUUGGGACACUUGUCCUCCCAGCUCUCCCACUGGGCAGUCCUGCUGGUGAUUAUAAUUUGCUAGUCAAAGGGUACACAGAGGGUGUACUGUUGUUUUCUAACCAUUCAGACCUUUCAUUCGAACAUAAAAGCUUCUCAGUGUUUAUCCAGACAGAUAAGUCUAUGUACAAACCAGGGCAAGAUGUGAAAAUACGGAUUGUUACUUUACAUCCAGACCUCAAACCACUCAGUGCUUUGGUAAAUUUGUACAUUCGGGAUCCUCGACGCAAUUUGAUUCAACAGUGGCUGGCAGAAAAUGGAAAACUGGGCAAGAUUUCGAAGGAGUUUAAAAUAUCUAGAUAUCCUGUGCUGGGUGACUGGUCCAUACAGGUUGAAGUAAACGAUCAAACUCAUUAUCAAACAUUUACUGUGAUGGAGUAUGUGUUACCAAAAUUUGAAGUCAUUCUAGCAACACCUCUGUUUUACUCUUCAAAAGCUGAGCGUUUCAGUGGUGCUGUCACAGCAAAGUACACUUAUGGAAAGCCAGUGAAAGGGAAAGUAACUGUCACUUGCUUUUCAUCUUCCUGGGACCGGAACAAAAAUAUCACUAAAGAAUUGAUGAUUAAUGGAUCUGUGAACUUCACACUUGACAAUCAAGAGAUACAAGCUAUCACUUCCCGAAAUGGAGAAUGGGAUUUGCGAUAUGUACCACCUGUAGAAAUUGUUGCUGUGGUUACAGAAUCUCUUACAGGAAUCUCCCAAAAUGCAAGUACUACUAUAUUUCCAAAGUACUAUGACUACAUAUUAGAAUUUUCUGAGUAUCCCAAAGUUCUCAAGCCUUCCCUGACUUUCAUAGCUACGUUGAAAGUCACAAGAGCUGACAAGAAUCCAUUGAGUUCUGAUGACCGACAGAAUAAUGUCAUGAUCUCUGUCAGACAUUCAGAAGACUACAUGUAUGGAUAUGGAAAUGAACUUCAGACAGAGGAGAAGUUUAACUACUCUGUCCCAGAAAACGGGAUCAUUCAGAUUGAAUUUCCAGUUCUAGUUAAUACAACAUCAUUGAAAGUUAAGGCCAAAUUUCUCGAUGGUCAGACUUCUAUAAUCAUUAAUGAUGUAUUCUUCUCUCCCAGUACAACUUAUCUCCUAAUUAAAAAAACGAGUCAAGAUGUUAAGGUUGGGUCACCAUUGGAACUGAGCGUUAAAAGCAACAAACCUGUGACAGAGAUCAGCUAUAUGGUAGUAUCUAAAGAACAAAUUGUAGUUGCUGGUAAAACUGAGCUGCAGUCCUCAGCCUUCACUUUAACACCAGAAAAUUCUUGGGCCCCAAUGGCAUGCAUAAUUGCCUACUAUGUGAGUGAUAGUGGGGAAGUAAUAAAUGAUGCUCUAAAUGUUCCUGUUCAUCCUGUUUUUAAAAACCAGAUUAACAUGUACUGGAGUAAAAAUAAAGCUAAACCCUCUGAAAACGUUACCCUCAAAAUCAAUGUAACUGAGCUUAGAACAACCAUUGGACUUUUAGUAGUGGACAGGAGUACAAAGCUGAUUGGAAAAAGAAGUGAUAUCUCAGAGGAUGCGAUACAUCAUGAGCUAAGUCUGUAUAACACAGCACACUAUGAUAGUGAAGCCCAAAGUUCCUACAAUGUCUUUCAGAAAUGUAACCUCUGGGUAUUUACUGAUGCCAGCCUUCCACGAUACCGUGAACUCAUAGAUGAUCAUGACCUUUUUUUUUUGAUGGGAUAUUCUGAAGAGAGUGAGUUACAGAACCAUCUGGAGACUACAUCAGUAGUAGAUUUUGGUAAUCCUCAUGUAAGAACAAAUUUUCCGGAGACCUGGAUUUGGAAUGAAAUCACACCAAGAUCUACCGAAGUGAUAGUGAAUGUUACUGUUCCUGAUACCAUUACUUCGUGGUUAGCCAGUGCUUUUAUAAUAUCUGAAAAUCUUGGACUUGGUAUAACAAAAAUACCUAUUGAGUUAGAAGUGUUCCAGCCCUUUUUUGUUUCCUUGAACCUUCCACCGAGUAUUAUAAGAGGAGAGCAGUUUUUAUUGGAAGUACACCUCUUCAAUUAUAUGAAAGAAAGUAGUGAGGUUACAGUGACCCUUGAUAGAAGUGACACAUUUGAAAUUUUUAUUUCUAAUGAUAUAAAUGCUACAGACAACCAACGGUCAGUAUGGAUGCCAAGUGAAGAUGGGAAGACUGUUGUUUUCCCAAUCAAACCAACGCAAAUUGGAGAAAUUCCUAUCAGAGUGACAGCUGUAUCAGCCUUUGCAUCUGAUGCUAUCAUCCAGAAAGUGUUAGUGAAGGCUGAAGGAUUAGAACAAUUUCAUUCACAGACUCUUCUUUUGGACUUGACCAAAAGAGUGAGAUUUGGAGAUUUACCUCCCCCUGCAACAGAAACUUUGAGCUUCACUUUUCCAUCUGAGGUUGUACCUGGCAGUGAAAGAGUACAAUUCACUAUUGUUGGUGACAUGCUUGGCCCUUCUAUCAGUGGUUUGGCAUCACUGAUCAAGAUGCCUUAUGGCUGUGGAGAACAAAACAUGAUUAAUUUUGCCCCUAAUAUUUAUGUUCUGGACUACCUGACGAAAACAGGAGAGCUGAAGCACAAUACUAAAUUGAAAGCUGUGUCAUAUAUGAGAGAAGGCUACCAAAGAGAGCUUCUCUUCCAAAGGGACGAUGGCUCAUUCAGUGCUUUUGGAAAUGAUGAUCAUGCUGGAAGCACAUGGUUGUCAGCUUUUGUACUGAGAAGUUUCUUUCAAGCUCAGCCAUACAUAGAUAUCGAUCCAUAUAUACUGGAGAGAACAGCUGCUUGGAUAGUUAACCAUCAGGCACAGAAUGGAGAAUUUCUGGAACCUGGAAGAGUAUUACACAGUGAACUGCAAGGUGGCACUAAUAGUCCUGUCUCACUCACAGCUUAUAUUAUGGCAGCGCUAUUAGAGUACCAAACGCAACAGUAUGACAGAUACAUCAGAAAAGCUUUGAACUUUCUAGAAAUGAAGUUAAGUGAAGGCAUAUCAGAUAAUUAUACUCUGGCCCUUGUGACAUAUGCCUUAUCACUGGCUAAGAGCCCACAAGCAAAAACUGCGCUGAACCUCCUGAAUGAUAAAGCAGAACAUCAAGGAGAACUCAGAUUCUGGAGGUCCCCAUCUGCUGAACUCUCUGAUUCCUGGCAGCCGCACUCUACUGAUACUGAGCUUGCAGGCUAUGCUCUGUUGUCUCAUGUUAAACAACAGAGAUUAUUAGAAGGGCUAUCUAUUAUGAAGUGGUUGCUCAAGCAAAGGAACAGCCUUGGAGGUUAUUCUUCUACACAGGACACCAUAGUGGCCCUGCAGGCUUUGAGUGCCUGUGCUGUGCAUACCGCUGGCCAUGACAUAGAAAUGGAUGUAACUGUCCAUUCAGUGAGUGAAGAAAAUCCAUUUGUGUACCGGCUUGAUAAUAAAAACCGCAUCGUCCUUAAAAGCAAAGAGAUUGCCGCUACACAGCCUGUGGAGGUUACAGUCUCAACAAGUGGCCAUGGCUUUGGAAUCUUUCAGCUCAAUAUUGUAUACAAUGUGAAAAAUCCACAUAAUGGUAUCAGAUCGACACAGAGUCAAGAAGCCUUUGACUUGGAUGUUCUUGUGAAGGAUGACAAAAAAGAUAUAAACCACGUAACUUUGAAUGUUUGCACUAGAUAUUUGGGAACUGGAACAUCUUCAAAGACUGGUAUGGCUCUCAUGGAAAUUGGAUUGUUGAGUGGUUUCGCUCUGUCACCUGCUUUUGUGCCACCAGAUGAUAUGAUUAGGAAGGUGGAGAAAGCAGAAGGCAAAGUCCAUUUAUAUUUGAACCAUUUAAAUAAAACAGAGUUUUGUGUGGAUGUUCCAACUGUGAGAUAUUUCAAAGUUGCAAAUACUCAAGAUGCUUCCGUAAAUGUAGUGGAUUACUACGAACCCAGAAGAAGAGCAGUGAGAAGCUAUAACUCUGAAGUGAUGCAGAGUGUGUCAUCUUGUGCCUUCUGUGAAAAUGACUGUGAUUUUUGUGGAACGCGUUCAGAUAGUUCUUCACCAAUUUCCCUCUCCUGUGAACUGUUUGUGGUACACAUAAGUCUUCUAUAUGUCUGGCUGGUCUAAGAAGGCAUGUAUCCCAUACUGCUCUAAAAGUAGUACUGCACUUAGCACUCUCUCUCAAAAAAAAAUCCAAAUGAGGCUUUCCAAGUCAACUUAAUGAAGACAGAGAUUCAGUUUAUGGCAGGCAGCCAUUGGUAACAAUGAGAUGAAAGUUCAGAUUUAGAUAAUAAUCUAGGAUGUACAAAAAUAAAACUAACAGGUUUAGAACUCCCUGUAGGGAUCUGCAUCUCAAACUAAUAUAUACAUACAUACAACCGGAAAGUGCAUGCUCCUCUCUAGAGAGUCUCUAAGAAAGGAAAAUCCACAGGUAAAAAAGAGUGUUUAGUCUACUUUUUUCUCUCCCAUACCCAAUCUCAACUCCCAGUCUGUUCAGUGACAGCAUGAUCAGGCCAAAUUCCAGCUGGUCUAUUAAAAUGAAAGCAUCCCCAAAUAUUUUUUCAAAUUUAUUUUGCAAAAAACCCCAACAGUGAAUCAAGAGUUUUCUGAAAGGUCUUUAUUUUUACUUUGAAAUGAGAAAAUAUGUAAGAAGAGAGAUCUGUUAUGACUUAUGAAAAAGACUGGGUAAACCAUGUCUUCAGUUUGGUUUCUGAUACAUUUUAGGUCCAUUAAUAUGUAAUUUAAAGUUUGACGGACUUUAGUAACACAAGAUCAAGUCUCAGGUUUAAAAGGGCGUCACGAAAUUAGUUUUGCUGACUCCUGACUAGCACUUGGUAUGGCUAUCAUGUGGCUCCUUGGUUGUGUUCUAGAAACCAGUCCAGGCAAAUUAAUUCCACUGCACAUGCUUGAACAAAGUACAAAAUAGGAAAAAGUGAAAAAUAACAAGACAAAUAACACAAACUGAGAUGGUUAGCAAGUAGUUAUUUAUAAUUUGAAAUCAUAUAGUCAUAUGAUUAAAAAAUGCUGAAAACAUUUGUCUCAUCUGAGAAAAAAGCAUAUCUGGUUUUGGUUAUUUGUUUUAGAAGGUGAAACUGUAAAAGCAAGUUUAAGGCUCCUUGUCUUUCAGUAUUUAUACUCGCCAUAAUACUGUUGUGGCCUGAAAUUUGUCAAGUGUUCAGUUUACAAUACAAAAUGUAUUGGUUGCCCCUACAUCUCUCUGAGUAAUAAGAGAGACAGAUCAACUUGGUGGCUCAGGCACAGCUGGGCUCAGCAUGUGAUGUCAGCUUGUGUACCCAAAUCUGCAGGGAAGAAGCAUUAGCAGCAACUUCAAACAGCCUCUGUUCAGACUGAAUAUGAGCUCAGAUUCUGAGGAAUUUUAGGAGAUUCUAAUCUGCAUUUGUAUAGGUUUUUUAAAAAUGUAUCUGCUUUGGUUAGACAGAGAAGAGUGCAUUUAAAAGCCAUAAGGCACUCUUAAAAUGAACACUCAGCAAAAGAAGAGCCUCUUGCUGAAGUUGUUGGAAAAUAGGCUGGUACCUAAAAUAAGUUCCUUUUUUCUCUAGUGGUCCGGAGUGGGGCAGU
Messenger RNA from Eublepharis macularius, 5845 nucleotides. RefSeq names its product CD109 molecule (gene CD109). Gene Ontology annotation, cellular component: extracellular region. The transcript is spliced from 33 exons. NCBI's taxonomy places the organism in Eukaryota, Metazoa, Chordata, Lepidosauria, Squamata, Eublepharidae. Gene Ontology annotation, molecular function: endopeptidase inhibitor activity. The record is from RefSeq and is a predicted model, not a curated record. Bases 50 to 4393 code for a protein of 1447 amino acids.